CAUUUUAUGGUGUGAGGGUGUGCCUGUGUGUGCAGCGGGCAGCACAUCCUAGCCGCCCAAAAUGUCUGAAUCUACGCAUACUUUGUACAUACACGGUACACACCACACCAAUGGAGGCGCAGCAAUGGUUCGGUCCCCUACCAGCGGGGACUUUUUGAAGUAUAUCUUUUCUACGGUGCGGUAUCUGCUGAUCGGAAGGGAUGCGGGAAAGCAGAUGUUCCAAUUGGUCAGCCAGCAAAAUAUCUCGUCACGGGUAUUCGUCCGCCCAAUUGUGCUCUCGGCCGACGGGGCCCCAUGGCGUUACAUGCGAUCAAAAACUGGACGUGGCAGUGCCGGGAUAGUCCUUCAGGAUCGCAUCAAGGGCAUUGGUUAG
Pyricularia oryzae 70-15 is the source of this 373-nucleotide messenger RNA. RefSeq lists its product as uncharacterized. NCBI's taxonomy places the organism in Eukaryota, Fungi, Ascomycota, Sordariomycetes, Magnaporthales, Pyriculariaceae. The record is from RefSeq and is a predicted model, not a curated record. The transcript is spliced from 2 exons. Bases 62 to 373 code for a protein of 103 amino acids.